Chenopodium quinoa (quinoa) is the source of this 930-nucleotide messenger RNA. RefSeq names its product protein FAR-RED IMPAIRED RESPONSE 1-like. The coding region runs from base 1 to 930 and encodes 309 amino acids. The record is from RefSeq and is a predicted model, not a curated record. The transcript is spliced from 2 exons. Gene Ontology annotation, biological process: regulation of DNA-templated transcription. NCBI's taxonomy places the organism in Eukaryota, Viridiplantae, Streptophyta, Magnoliopsida, Caryophyllales, Amaranthaceae.
AUGGCAAUGCAGAGGAAUGGGUUGGAGGAUAUGUCGUUUGAGCAGAAGGAUUUACAUGAUGAAGUUGCAAAGCAGAAGAAACUUGUGUUUGAGCAGGGAGAUGCUAAAGUUAUGUUUGACUACUUUAAGCGGAUGGUGGAGGACAAUGACAAAUUCUUUCAUACAUAUCGAGUUGAUGAAGAAGGUAAGUUGAAAGAUGUUCUACGAGUUGAUGCAAGAAGUAGGGCGGCGUAUGAGGAAUUUGGUGACGUUGUUGUGUUUGAUUCUACCUACUUGACUAAUGAAUAUAAGCUUCCUUUCUGUAACUUUGUUGGUGUCAACCACCAUGGGGAGACCAUUCUACUUGGUUGUGCUCUUGUUAGUUGGGAGACAACCAAGACUUUUGAAUGGGUAUUUUCAAGUUGGCUUAGAUGUAUGGGUGACAAAGCUCCAAUUGGGAUUCUAACUGACCAAGAUCAGGCAAUGAGGAAGGCUUUGAAGGCGGUUAUGAAGGGUACGACGCAUAGAUGGUGUAUUUGGCACAUUCUCAACAAGUUCGGUCAGAAGAUAGGCAAGCGUGUUUUCUACCCUGAGUUGAAAAUGGGACUGCACCAAGCGGUAUAUGACGGCCUUGACUACACGUUGUUACAUGAAUUUGUCGAGAGGUAUGAAGAAGCGCUCUCAGUAAGAGAAAAAACAGAAAAGAAGACCGAUGACAACAAUGCUAGACAUGUGAGGAAGACCUGCACUGAUUUCCCUGCUGAGCUUAUCUUCCAGAAGAUUUACACGGAUGCUAAAUUCAAAGAAGUUCAACGUGAAUGCACUCGUAUGAUGUAUGUCAGUGUCAUUGAGAGGAGACAGGUUUCUGAUCAUGUUAUUGAGCAUGUUAUUGAGGAUAGAGUUUGGUACAAGCCCCAAAACUCUAGGAAAGAGAUACCGUCCAAGCGUUAG